UAACGCGUUAUGUAACCCGGUUGGGAAGGCUGGGACAUCUUGUGCGAGCCGUGAGUGGUCCUGAUUCUCGUCGUAAAGUCUCGUCAGUCUGUUUCCAGCUCUCCUCCGCCCUCCAUCCUCUCCGGGCAGAGCGGAGCGGAGGCUGGCACCGUCAGCACGCCAACGAGCCUUUGUGCCUCAGCAGCUGUCUCGCACCCUUUCCGACUGAAAUCAACAACUUCAGACAUUUUGAGUGAAGCUGCUGUGUGAAGCAGAAUGGGACCAUUUCAAGAAUUUGAGGAGAAGAAAUCCUCCGGGAAGGAGAGCCCUCGCAGCCGCAUCCCACGUCUGGUUCUCCAUCCAUUCCAACCCAAGGACAAAGGAUCUCCUCUGUCUGACUCCCCCUUGUCCGAGGAGGAGGGGAAGGAGUGUGACAUCAGUUCCGACCACUCUAAGAGGACCAUCAGCACCAACAGCUUCUGCUCCGAUGACACCGGCUGCCCCACUAGUCAGUCUGUGUCCCCCUCCAAAACCCCGUCAGGCUCAGAGCAGAGUCCCCACGGGUCGCCGAUACUCCCACAGCGCAAAGCCAAAGUGAAGAGGGUGAGGGUGAUGACGGAGUGCUGCAGCAGCGACGCACGGGCCGCACCGAGGCACAAGAGGGAGCUGAGGUCAGCUAUGAAAGCCAGAGGAAGUGAGGCAGACUUCAGCUCCUCCAGCAGCACAGGCAGCCUGAAGACCAGAGAGAACCUCACCUCCAGCUCAGUUGGGAAGAAGGCUCCUUCACGCAGCCGAGGCACUCUCAUCCGAUCGCUCCCAGUGUUCAAACCGGUCGGAGUAGCGACUAUCCACCAUGAUGCAGAACUUUACGCUCCCUACAGGACUUCUCCCAGGGCGGCCUCCUCAACCCACAGCAGCAGCUGCAACUCCAGCCCCACUUCAAGAAGAGCCGGUUUGGGGCGCUACCACUCAUGUGGGGACAACCACGGCAUCAGGCCUCCCAACCCAGAGCAGUACCUGACUCCGCUGCAGCAGAAGGAGGUGGCCCUCAGACACCUGAAGACUCAGCUGUUGGAGUCUGACAACAAAGUUCGAGACAGAGAGACUGAGAUUGAGGAGCUUAAAGCCCAGCUUGGCAGAAUGAGGGAAGACUGGAUUGAGGAGGAAUGUCACAGAGUGGAAGCUCAGCUGUCCCUCAAAGAAGCCCGCAAAGAGAUCAAACAGCUACGUCAGGUGGUGGAGACCAUGAAGAGCAGCCUAAUGGAGAAAGACAAGGGAAUACAGAAGUACUUUAUUGAUAUAAAUAUUCAGAACAGGAAGUUGGAGUCCCUGCUGCAUAGCAUGGAGCUUGCCCAGAGUGGGUCUACCCUCCCCGAUGAAAACGCCUUGGAUUUCAUGUGCGACACCUCUGAGGGGGGUGGGAAAAAGCUGAUUAGGGAGGAAGAAGGUGGGAUGGAGCUGGGACACCAAGGAGCAGAGGCAAUGGCAGACAGUGGGCUGCUGGUAAAUGACGAGCUGGCCAACAGAACAGACAUUUUUGAGCAGGUCUUCAUGUCCACUGCAGUGGAUUUCAGCCAGGACUUGAGCAGCAAGCCAGAAGCCGUGUCAGAGUGUGGAUUCGAGGUGUCUGCUCGCUCAGACAAGGGACAGCUGGCUCAUGCAUCUUGUGAAGCUCCACCAAAUUUACUUUCAAGCACAAUCACAAUUUCUUCAAACACUCUUUCCCAGCAGAGCAGAGAAGAAAAGGAGAUCCAGACCGACCCAGAACCUGUAUCCCAGGACCUACAGAACCUACUUCUUCAGCUACUCAAGUUCCACGGGGCUUCACUUAAAGAUGCAGCUCAGUCUGCCCCCAUCAGCCUCCUCAAUUACCCGGACCUACACACUUCUGCUACCACUGCCAAUAAGGCCGUCUCAGAACCCGCCCGGCCCAGUACGCAUCUCACCAGUCCUGACGCUUCCACAGAUUCUGACACAUGCUGCUCAAAGCCUACAAAGAGCCAUGCCUUCAUGGAGGAGCUGGACAUUGGCAUCCACGAGGAGAAGCCUCGAACGUCUCCUAGACUCGAUGUGGUGGACAAGCGUUACUGGAUCAACAGUUUCCUGAUAGAUCUGGUCGCGGUGGCGGCCCCAGUGCUGCCCACGGUGGCCUGGCUGUACUCUCGACACGGCGUGGAUGGAAGCACUCCAGUGGACAACAUCGCUGCUCUGAUCAGAGGCUGUUGCGUCAUGAGAUUGCACUCUCUUCGUCACGUCGCCCACCGGUCGGAUGCAUAAUGGCUUUCAACUCGCAUGCAAAUGCCCAACUGAAAUAAAUGCACUUAAGCCUAUUUGCAAGAGCAUUAUGGGUUGUUUUUUGUUCUGCACUUAAUCAGGUCAAUGCAGCCACUUUGGUUCCAGCACCGUUAUUUUUGCACAUAUGGUUUCAGUUGGUGAAAAUGUCUGUAUUUGAUUUCUAAGCAGAUCAUCUGGGUAGAUGGUUAUGUGUUGUUGUCCUGUGAUGUCUGUAAAUGUGUUAAGUUCACUUCAACCUGUUUUCGUUUAGGAGGCGAAAGACUGAUGGACACAUUGUUUGGAUUCUUUCUGUUCAUAAACAAACCUUAAACCUUCAGCCAAAGCUUUAAUGCGAGUUCACUGUUGAGUCUCCCCCCCCCCCCCCCCCCCCAACCCCUCCUCUUUUCUGGGAGUAGAGCUUUACUUAGACCAGCCUGUAUUGUUGAUAAAAACCUUUGAUGUAUCACAGCAGCUGAGACUUGUGCCUGAACAAUGUGCAAUACCGGUGGUUUACAUCAGAUGUAUCUUUACUAUUAAAGCAUGAGAAUUGAGAA
Messenger RNA from Nothobranchius furzeri (turquoise killifish), 2807 nucleotides. It is a transcript of the gene sybu, whose product is annotated as syntabulin (syntaxin-interacting). Gene Ontology annotation, biological process: synapse maturation; axonal transport of mitochondrion. Gene Ontology annotation, cellular component: cytoplasmic microtubule. The record is from RefSeq and is a predicted model, not a curated record. Lineage: Eukaryota; Metazoa; Chordata; Actinopteri; Cyprinodontiformes; Nothobranchiidae.